Molecule: messenger RNA, 2358 nt
Organism: Pygocentrus nattereri (red-bellied piranha)
Lineage: Eukaryota; Metazoa; Chordata; Actinopteri; Characiformes; Serrasalmidae
Product: asparagine synthetase [glutamine-hydrolyzing]-like
Exons: 12
Coding region: 136-1818 (560 amino acids)
Cellular component (GO): cytosol
Molecular function (GO): asparagine synthase (glutamine-hydrolyzing) activity
Source: RefSeq, a predicted model, not a curated record
GUUUUGGCGGAGUGUGACUCUCCACUGUUGCAGUGAUCUCACUGCUGGCUCUGCUGUAGUCUUCCAUCAGCUCUGCAGUCUGGGGCUCAUCGCUGCAGUGCAUCCUCAUCCUCUGUCUGCGUCUGAGGACUCAGCAUGUGUGGUAUAUGGGCCUUAUUUGGGAGCGAUGAGUGCCUGUCAGUUCAGUGCACCGGUGCGAUGAAGAUUGCUCAUCGGGGUCCUGAUGCUUUCCGCUUCGAGAACAUCAAUGGUUUCACCAACUGCUGCUUUGGAUUCCACCGUUUGGCCAUUGUGGACCAGCUGUACGGUAUGCAACCCCUGCGGGUUAAGAGGUUACCCUACCUCUGGCUCUGCUACAACGGCGAGAUCUACAACCACCGCCGUCUGAAAGACCACUAUGAGUUUGAAUAUCAGACCAGGAUGGAUGGAGAGAUCUUGCUUCACCUGUAUAACCGCUUUGGUGUGGAGAAGAUGGCCUAUCUGCUGGACGGAGUGUUCGCCUUUAUCCUUUUGGACACGGCCAAUAGGAAGGUUUUCCUGGGGAGGGAUACGUACGGCGUGAGGCCAAUGUUCAAACUGCUGACCAAUGAUGGUUUCCUGGCCGUUUGCUCAGAGGCCAAAGGUCUACAUCAGAUCACCCACUCCAUGACUGAACCAGUAGAGAUCGCCCCCUUUCCUCCAGGACACUUUGAAGUUUUUGACCUGAAGCCCACUGGGAAAGUGACGUCUAUUCAGCUGGACCGUUUCCAUACCUGCACGGAGGAACCCAAACAUGCUAUUCAUGACAACACCCGGAUGCUUGGCACAGGUUUUGCUCUGGAGACAGUGAAGAGCAACAUCCGGCUGCUGUUUGAAAACGCUGUGAGGAAGCGGCUGAUGGCCCACAGGAGAAUCGGGUGUCUCCUAUCAGGUGGACUCGACUCGAGCCUGGUAGCUGCCACUCUCGUCACGCUGGCCAAAGAGAAGCAGUUACCGUACCCCAUUCAGACAUUCGCGAUCGGGACAGAAGAUAGUCCAGACAUUUUAGCUGCACGCAAGGUGGCUGCACACAUAGGCAGCGAACACCACGAAGUGAAUUUCACCCCAGAAGAGGGAAUCAAUGCUCUGGAUGACGUCAUCUUCCACCUGGAGAGUUAUGACAUCACCACCGUCCGUGCAUCUGUUGGCAUGUAUCUGGUAUCUAAGUACAUCCACGACAAGACGGACAGCGUGGUGAUCUUCUCCGGUGAAGGUUCUGAUGAACUCACUCAGGGAUACAUCUACUUCCAUAAGGCACCGUGUCCGAAAAGCGCUGCGGAGGAAAGCGUGCGCUUGCUGAAGGAGCUGUACAUGUUUGACGUACUGAGAGCUGACAGGACUACAGCUGCGCACAGUUUGGAGCUGAGGGUUCCUUUCCUGGACCACAGGUUUACGGCCUACUACCUGUCCCUGCCCGAGGAGAUGAGAACGCCCAAGGAAGGAGUGGAGAAGCACCUCCUGAGGGAUGCGUUCAAAGGGCUGAAUCUGAUUCCAGAUGAAAUACUGUGGAGGCGUAAAGAGGCGUUCAGUGACGGUUUGACGUCCGUGAGGAAGUCCUGGUACACCAUCUUACAGGAGCACAUUGAGUCUGAGGUUAAUGAUUCUCAAAUGGAGAAAGCAGCAAAGCUGUUUCCUUACAACCCCCCCACCACUAAAGAGGGCUUCUUUAUCAGGCAGAUGUUUGAGAAACACUACCCUGGCCGCUCUGGGUGGACCCCGCAUUACUGGAUGCCCCGCUGGAUUAAAGCCUGUGACCCUUCAGCCAGAACCCUGCCCAUAUACAAACCAGACCAGGACUAGGAACCAUGACCACACAGCCUGGGCUCCACCAAACCGGGUUUAUUCUAGUACUCAUCAACAUCACCGCAACACACAGCUUUCAUGCACAACAGACAGACAGACCGACCAACCGACUGACCACACAGGGACCACGACCACGCAGGAACCAUGACCACACAGCCUGGACUCCACCAGACCGGGUUCAUUCUAAUACUCAUCAACAUCACCGCAACACACAGCUUUCAUACACGACAGACAGACAGACAGACCAACAGACCGGCAGACCGACCACACAGGAACCACACAGGGACCACGACCACACAGCCUGGGCUCCACCAGACCGGGUUUAUUCUAAUACUCAUCAACAUCACCGCAACACACAGCUUUCAUACACGACAGACAGACAGAUAAAUAGGCAGACAGAUCAAAAGACAUUCUAGAUAGAUAGAUAGAUAGAUGGACUGAUGGAUUGAUUGAUUGAUGGAUUGUUUGAUGGAUUGAUUGAUGGACUGAUUGAUGGAUGGACUGAUUGAUGGACCCGUUGAUGGACUGAUUGAUGGA